CAGUCACGUGACUUAAACAAACCAAGAUGGCGGGUGAAUAGUUAUACUGUUGAAAUUGAGAAAAAGCCAUUCAAAUCAUAAUUUCUCUUUCUACGCAUCUGGGAAAGCUACACAGAUUCUAGCUGGUUGUCGCAGUUGCUUUACAGAAGAUGCAGGGGUUGAUGAUGCAGGUAGAUGGCCAGAGAUAUGGAACAUCUCACUACAACAGACCUGGGUCCAGAUCCAAGGACCAUGUCCAGGAAAAUGUCCGCCGCAUGCGGCAGAUACAGAGACGAAGUAAACAAAGGGAGCAGGAAUCGCAGCAGCCGGUCAAGGUCAUGUGGAAGUCAGCCAAGUUCUCAGAAGUACAGUCAAAGAUCAAGGAUGAUAUUGAGAGGCCUCCUUCAGCACCGAGACCACACUCAGCUAACUACCUCCGCGCCCACUCACGAGCAGGUCCCCCAGUGAAGCUUGAAUCUCGACCGUGUACGCCAGACCCAGCGGUCUCCGUCCCUCCUGCAGCAGAUGCCAAAAAUAUCGAGCUUAUCCGACGUGAUGUCGACUUCAUCAAACUAAAUGGGCGCUCAGUGAAACACACCAAGAUGCAGCGAGCUCCAAGUCUUACAGCAUUAGAUGACAUGAAGAAGAAAGACGAGGACACAUUGCAGAACUACCAGAGAGGAGAAGUGCCCAAAUAUUUACGGAGCCGCCAGGCCACGUGGAAGAGGGAGGAGGUGGAGCGUGUGGCCAACACUCCGGACCCUGCCAUGCCGCCGGGACACAAGAUGAUGCCCGAGGCAGAGAGGACAGAGACACUGGGACUGCUGAGGAAAAAACAAGACGAACUUACCCGCCAACUGCAGGCGCUACCCCUGAGGAACGACACCUUCAGAGUCCGGACGUGUAAGCAGGAACUAGAGAACAAAAUAGCUGAAGUGGAAGAAGCCAUUAAGAUAUUCUCCCGGCCUAAAGUCUUUGUCAAGGAUGAUUAAGAAUAUAUUAUUUCUUUGACUGACAUCCCCUGAAAGCAUUCCUUGGAAGAGCAGUGUCUGAUUAUUAGUGUUGAACACCAAGCUAUGGUGGUAUCUGGAGCAUGUCAAGUGUUGGGCCAAUAAAGUUGUAUACUGUACUAAGCUUUCAGUGGAUUCCUUAAGUUACAAAAUUUGAAUGUUAUCUUUUAAACACCAAUCAGUUGAAAAAUCCAACAAUAUGGUAUGUAUUUUCCAAGGAAAUUGAAGAAACGUUCCAAAAUGGUGCAAUCUUGAUGAUUUUGGUAAUAUGCAACACUGGAUAGUGAGUUGAGCCAGGGUUUUCACUACCCCGUUUAUAAAUCUGCCAACUUCUAAAAUCUUAAGUGUCACAUAACAUUUAUAUUUGGACAUAUACAGCUUUUGUCAAUGGCAUCAAUAUAAAAUACUAUGGUAAGGGAAGUAACUCUUUUGCUUUCCAAAAAACACCACUUUUAUUUCAUUACUCUUUGAACAUACUUAUAAAGAGAUGUAAAUUAAAAGAGUUUUUGGCCCUUGGAUAUUAAAAAUAAGUCAGCAGAAAGAAGGUUGUGUUAUGCACGUUGAGUCCAAAUCAUAAGCAUUUAGUUUAACAACUCCAUCUCUGAAUCCAUACUUUAAAAUUAAGCAUUGAGCUAUGUUUUAUCCCCCCCAAAGAGGAAGAGGGACAUUGGAAUGGGUGGUGUCCUUCCGUCCUUCACAUUUGUUUCUGAAAACCAUGAGAGAUACCUCAACCAAACUUGGCACAUUUAUAGGUCUAGUGGUGAACUACUGGUGCCUUUUGAUAGUUUGGGAUAUUUAAAAAAAAUAUGAGUUUCCAUGGCAACAAUUGUGAAAAUGUUGGUAGUGUUGGUUUCCUGAAAUCUUGACAACCAUACAAUAUUUCUUGCCUUGCACACAACUGGACGUGUCAUAUGAAUAUAUCAUGCUUCAUGGAUUUGCCCUUGAUAUUUGAUGUAGGUGAAGGCUGUGUUUGUGUUAAAGGGGAUGAAUAUGAUGAAGAAACGGCAUUGUCUAUUUUUGCUACCACUGUGUAUUCUAGAAAUCCAUAUUUAUUUUGUUGCUGUUCACAUCUAAAAUGUAGGUUGUUUCUUCUUUGUCUUGUACAUUUUCUCCACAAUGCUAAUUUUAUAUGUUACAAGGGUAACAUAUAUAGAUAUACAUGAUAUAGGCAAUGGUGUUUUUAAUGUUUUAGCAGAUGUUUGGUGCAGAUAUCUAUUGCAGCAGAUUAUCAGUAUUUUACUUAUGUCAUUUCAUAAUCGGUUUUAACAUUGUCUCAGAGAUGUGUAUUUACGAAGACUUCCAGGGACUUCAACUUCAGUUGAUAAUACCCUAUUUACCCAAAUCUCAUGAAGUAUGCUACUGUCAGCUGAUUGUUGAAAGUCGAGUAUGUAUUCCAUGUUAACUUGCAUGUUAUCUUCGAAUAAUGAUCACAUUACAUCAGUUUAAAUAUGAGUGUAAGAAAUAAAGAACUGGUAGAAGUGCCACAAAACCUCACUUACUCACCCCAAUACACUUGACCUUAUCUCUAACAUAUUGGAUUUGUUUAUUGUUUAUUGAGUUUUUAAUCAUUCUGUGAUAUUUGUUAAUAAUGUGACCAUUUGAAGUUUAGUUUUGUGUUCCACACCAGGUCCUGCCACACACUAACAUACCAUGCUUACCUAGCCAGUUGAUUUUAAACACAUUCAAACCUGUCACUACAGGGACACAGUGGCUAUCACUGUACACCCCUCCCAACUUGGAAACAUUUAUCUCACACUGUAUGUAGUGGUACCUGGUGACGGACUCCUUGAUCUAUAAGCAUGAUGUUGGUAACUUGUCACAUACAUUCAUGUUAAGUCACUCGAUGUAAAUAAACCCAUUUUCAUGUAGGAAUUGUAAAUAAACUGAGUGCUGGUACUCCA
Haliotis rufescens (red abalone) is the source of this 2890-nucleotide messenger RNA. RefSeq names its product enkurin domain-containing protein 1-like. The coding region runs from base 150 to 971 and encodes 273 amino acids. The record is from RefSeq and is a predicted model, not a curated record. Gene Ontology annotation, cellular component: cytoplasmic microtubule. The transcript has 7 exons. NCBI's taxonomy places the organism in Eukaryota, Metazoa, Mollusca, Gastropoda, Lepetellida, Haliotidae.